ACCUGCCGAUCGAGUGAUCAUGCGACCUCACCAGAGUUUCCACACUCAUGCACCAGCAUGGCUGAAUCCUCCAGUUCCCCCUCUUCCCGAAACACAAGUCCUUGCAGCGAACCGGAAGGCUUCUCGCUUUCCGCCUCUCCACCACUUAUACUGGCGUUCCUCGCUGUCGGCAUUUUCGGUUUCGCCAUGGCCUCUUUCUUUCUCUGGAAACGCUGGACUGAGCGGCGCAAUGUGCCAACAACAACGAACUUGGAGGACAUCCGUCCAGUAGAGCCACCAAAAAUAUGGGACCUUUGGUGCUCAUUCGACACCCAAACGAAGGAGUGGGCCUCUAUCCAGCCCCUUGCCGCCACCAUUUGGGACCGAACCCCGUCCCCGUCUUCCGCCUCUUCUGCCCGUGUACGCGAAGAACAAGCCUCUGUGUCAACUGGGAUGGUCGAAACUCUGCGUCACCGAUUCCGUCGCCCUCAGCAAUCAACAACACUGGCAUCGGAGGAGCCUCCAAAGAUUCUAACUGAAUCUUCUUCAAAUUUUCGUCUCCAAAUAGCCGUGGCUAUUGUCAUGCCCGAACUGGACUCGUUGUCCACCAAAGCGGACAAACUCUCGGGGGUCGAGUAUGCGAUCGGCUUGUUCGAAACUCCAUGGCACAAGUAG
This is a messenger RNA of Mycena indigotica, 654 nucleotides long. RefSeq lists its product as uncharacterized. The record is from RefSeq and is a predicted model, not a curated record. Bases 58 to 654 code for a protein of 198 amino acids. The transcript has 2 exons. Lineage: Eukaryota; Fungi; Basidiomycota; Agaricomycetes; Agaricales; Mycenaceae.